AUGACGCAAGAGUUGCGACCAACACAAUCAACACCAUCAAGACCAGGACCAACACAAUCAACACCAUCAAAACCAGCACCAACACAAUCAACACCAUCAAGACCAGCACCAAAACAAUCAACACCAUCAAGACCAGCACCAAAACAAUCAACACCACCAACACAAUCAGAAGCAGCAUCAUCUCCAGCACCAGCACCAGACUCUGUCAUCCCAAAAGGACUUGUGGAGCGCUGCUCCAUACAAAACCCCCAGAAGUUCAUCAACGACUUACUUCAUGGCCUCUACACCCGAGAAUUCAUGUGUGCCCACUCAGUGACUGGCCAGACCUCCAGCAGCGGCACAGAAAAUAAACCUGGCCUCCAAAAAGACCUCGUUGAAAUAACAAAUGCGGCAAAGACAAAAUUUCAACACAUCACAGACUCCAACGUCAAAGCGUUCAUCCGUCAGAAACUAAACAAUGCUGCCAAACUCAACAAAUAGAUCAACAAUACACUACCA
Engraulis encrasicolus (European anchovy) is the source of this 498-nucleotide messenger RNA. RefSeq names its product BEN domain-containing protein 6-like. NCBI's taxonomy places the organism in Eukaryota, Metazoa, Chordata, Actinopteri, Clupeiformes, Engraulidae. Gene Ontology annotation, cellular component: nucleus. The coding region runs from base 1 to 480 and encodes 159 amino acids. Gene Ontology annotation, molecular function: DNA binding; transcription corepressor activity. Gene Ontology annotation, biological process: negative regulation of Notch signaling pathway; positive regulation of neuron differentiation. The record is from RefSeq and is a predicted model, not a curated record. The transcript has 4 exons.